This is a messenger RNA of Rattus rattus (black rat), 1413 nucleotides long. RefSeq names its product testis expressed 44 (gene Tex44). The record is from RefSeq and is a predicted model, not a curated record. The transcript has a single exon. Lineage: Eukaryota; Metazoa; Chordata; Mammalia; Rodentia; Muridae. Bases 23 to 1333 code for a protein of 436 amino acids.
CCAUAAGUAGCAGGGGGCAUAGAUGACCACUGAGCCCUGGGAAGACCUUGAAGCCAACAGCAAUUCUGUACAUGGUCUUCCUGAGGCCUCCUUGGGCAUCAAAGCUGAUGAAAACUCGGAAGAUUUACCCGGACCGUCUGAAGGACUGGAUCCCCUACCUGAUGAAGUCCCCCCAGAAGACAUCGUGGAAGCACGAGCUGAAGAGGAUAUAGACCAGGCCUCUGAGGCAAACAUCAUCGCCACAGAGCAAGAUGAAGAGCAGGCCUCCAUGCAGAUUGCCACUUCUAUGGGACAGAAUAAAGAUCGGGCCUCCAUGCAGACGGACACCUCCACAGGGCGAGAUGCAGAGCCAGCCACCUCCAUGACUACAUCAACAUCUGGGGUCAAAGAAGAGAUCCCAGGUACACCAAAUCCUAGCCAGGAGAAUCUCGAAGAGCUUACAUCCCUGCUGCCCCAAGACCCAGGUAUCCUGCAAAUGUUUGUAGGUUUCCAGAACCCAGUGUGGGACAGGCUGGCUGAAAACAACCGCACAAGUCGGAGCCGGACGGUUUCCCCAAGUGACUCCCAGACCCAAGAAAAGACAUCAGGAAAGUCAACUGUUUCGGAAGGGCAACUGGAGAUAGCUUCAAGUGCUGACGUCCUGUCUGUCCUACCUGAAGAUGUCCAGCCUUCUGCAGGAGUUACUGACCUAUCCACUUCAGAUACCACUGGUCCUGAACCAGAACCCCCCAAGUCUGCUGAUCAGGAAGCUGAAGAUUUCAAGGCCUUGCACCCUGAGAGCAAAGCUAAAUCUCCGAAGUCAACCAGUGAGGAUUUAGCUGCGGACUCAGGGAUCCCUCAGGCCCCACCUUCUCCAAAGUCCCCAGCAGACAGUCCACCCCCUUCUCCAGAUUCCCAUCAGGUGUCCCUAGGAAGGAGCCGUCUGGACCCCAGUCUGUAUGGGCCUGAAGUGGAGAAUGACUACAUGCGCUCUAUGACCAGCCUACUGUGUGGAGGAGAGGGCUCCAUCAGCUCCCUCACAGACAUCCUGGUGUGGUCAGACACAGCCACACGCAUGGGUGUGGCUAUGGGCAUUCUGGCCUCAGGCCGCAGCUCUCCAGCUGACAGGCUACAAGACGAGGGUCCCCGCCUGCGCACCAUCGCCAGCCUCUUUCGCAGUGCCAGGUCAGCUUUCACGUCUGGGCUGAUGGCUGGAACUAGCUCAGUCCUGCGCUCUGUCACACACCUGCUGGAGUCUGUGGAGAGACACACUAUGGAAGGCAUCCGUUCAACUAUGCGCUACCUGAACCACUUCACCUCGCGCUGGGCUCGCACUGGCUCCAAUAGUGACUAGACCAGCCAGCCCCCCUACUCCUUCCCCAACCCUGUGCUAAAUAACUGCCCCCUGCCCCUCAGUAAAUAACCACAAGCGUU